GGAUAUAUUGUGCAGACAUUUGCCUUCGUUUUUAUAGUUCCAUUAAUGACUUCCGCUUUGAUCUGCAGUUGGUCGCUGGCGCCAGAAACAUGAAUUUAGAGCUUCUCGAAUCCUUUGGACAGAAUUACCCAGAGGAUUUUGAUGGAACUUUGGACUGUGUGAGCAUCGCCAUCACAUGUGCGUACAACAGACAAGGGACACUACUCUCUGUUGGGUGUAACGAUGGAAGGAUCGUCAUCUGGGAUUUCCUGACCAGAGGAAUUGCCAAGAUUAUUAAUGCUCAUGUUCAUCCAGUGUGUUCUCUCAGUUGGAGUCGGAAUGGACAUAAACUUCUUAGUGCUGCUACAGACAACACAGUGUCAGUGUGGGAUGUAAUGGCCGGGGAGUGUGACAAGACAUUCCGCUUCCCCUCUCCUAUCCUCAAAGUACAGUUCCACCCCAGAAACAGUAAGCGGUUCCUGGUCUGCCCUAUGAAACACCCUGCUGUUAUGAUGUCCAUCGACGGGACACAUACCUCCAUACAGAUGGACGACGAUUCAGAUCUUAAUAUUGUGGCAGCAUUUGACAGACGGGGAAAACAUAUCUACACAGGCAAUGCCAAGGGACGGGUGCUUGUUUUUCCUAUUAAAGAUCUCACUAAGCUGGUAGCUUCAUUCCGUGUAACAACUGGGACGUUAAACACGACAGCUAUCAAAUCUAUCGAGUUUGCUCGGAGGGGAGAGUGUUUCUUGGUCAACUCUGCAGACCGAAUCAUCCGUGUGUACGAGAGUCGAGAGGUCAUGACCUGUGGGAAAGAUGGCGAACCGGAACCAAUACAAAAACUCCAGGAUCUUGUAAACAAAACUCUGUGGAAAAAAUGUUGUUUCUCCGGCGAUGGUGAAUACAUUGUAGCUGGAUCGGCACGUCAGCAUUCCUUGUAUAUAUGGGAGAAAAGUGUUGGUAAUCUGGUAAAAAUUCUCCACGGAACAAAAGGGGAACUUCUACUUGAUGUGGUGUGGCACCCUGUGCGUCCCAUUAUAGCCUCUAUAUCCAGUGGUCUGGUGUCUAUCUGGGCACAGAAUCAAGUGGAAAAUUGGAGUGCCUUUGCGCCAGAUUUUAAGGAACUUGAUGAGAAUGUAGAAUAUGAGGAGAGAGAAUCAGAGUUUGACAUUGAAGAUGAGGAUAAAGAAAAAGAGGAGGCUAAAGGGCCUGACGAAGAGGACAUAGAAGUUGAUGUUACUACUGUAGAACCCAUACAGGUGUUUGUUAGCAGUGAUGAGGAGGAUGAGGACACAGAAGCCUUGUUGUUCCUGCCUGUAUCACCAGAGCUGGACGAGCCAGAGGCUCUCCCUGAAGGGGUGUUAGAAGAGCCCCCCGCCCCGGAAAAGAAACGUCCUGCUCCCACUGAUCAUACUCCGUCACCAAAGAAAAAGAAAUUUAAAUCCAUAGACGUUGAUCUACCUAAUGCUCCCAUUGAUGAAAUACACCCGUUGUUGAAUGUGAAAAAACCAAAUGAAAAGAAUGCCGGAAAGAAAACCCGUCCUAAACAGAGACCCCCGAAAGAAAAAUCUAAACACAAGGAAAAGUUAAAGGAUGAUUUUUACUGAAACAAGUCACGCGAGGGAAAACUGUAGAUAAUGGGCGGCCUUAACAAAUUCACAUGGAGUACAGCCGGCAGUCGUCUGAUCGGAUGAGUUCUGGAGAUCCGAGGAUAACAACAGCCACAUCGAACCAGUCAUCUCUUUAACAUGGAUGUCAGAUCAACUGUUGUGUGUCAUCCCUGUCAUGUCUGUAGACAGUUACAUUGGUUAUGGUAGGAAUCAUUUCUGUAUAAAUACGGUUACAUUGUAUAUCAUGUGUCAUGCCGAUGUAGAUUUGUACAGAUGCUGGUGUAAAUAUGUACAUUUGAUGUAUAUAAAGCCAAUAAAUAUUGUAAAAUCUUAAA
Messenger RNA from Pecten maximus, 1924 nucleotides. Its product is annotated as retinoblastoma-binding protein 5-like. Bases 90 to 1586 code for a protein of 498 amino acids. NCBI's taxonomy places the organism in Eukaryota, Metazoa, Mollusca, Bivalvia, Pectinida, Pectinidae. The record is from RefSeq and is a predicted model, not a curated record. The transcript is spliced from 16 exons. Gene Ontology annotation, cellular component: Set1C/COMPASS complex. Gene Ontology annotation, molecular function: protein binding.